AAAGAUCGUGAACAGAAGCCAACUGCUAGCUAAAUAGCGAAGAAACAGCAAAUAGCGAGAUCGUCUAGAACUGCAACAGUAAAUGACAAAUAAUACGAGACGAUGUUAUUGGCCGUACACCGCUAGCGUUAAGAUUAUUCCUGCUGCCGACCAUCAAUUUACGAGUUGAUCAUUACCGAUUGCUGAUAAGUGCAAAGUUUGUCGCUUUAUUCCUCAACAGUUUCUGAUUGUUCCUGAGCUGCUGCAUAUUUUCCUCUUCCAUUGCUGCAGUCAUCCUAUAUAGAUAGUAUUUUAUAAAAGCUGAAAUAUGACGGUCUCAUAUGCUGGUGAAGUGCCUAAUGGUAGCAACUUUGGCUGCUUUUGGCGCAUUCUAUGGAAAUGGCGUGGCAGUGUUUACAAAUUGGUGUGGCGUGAAUUGAUCGCUUAUUUAUGUCUAUAUUAUACAAUUAAUUUAGUCUAUAGACUCGUAUUAAAUGAACAACAACAAAUAAUUUUUACCAAAGUGCGAAUAUAUUUCGGCCAACAGGGCGAAAGUAUACCUAUGUCAUUUGUGCUGGGUUUCUAUGUAAACAAAGUGGUGCAACGUUGGUGGGAGCAAUACAGAUUAUUGCCCUGGCCUGAUACUUUGGCGCUAUUUAUCAGCGCCGCAAUACCAAACUCCACUGGUGGAGUUAAUAAUGAAACGGGUCGUCUAAUGCGCCGUAACAUAAUGCGGUAUAUGGUGCUUGCUUAUGUCAUCACACUACAACGCAUAUCGCUGCGUGUAAAACGUCGCUUUCCCACCACACAACAUCUCGUGGAUGCUGGUCUCAUGCACGUGUCUGAAUCGAAAAUUUUCGAUGCACUUAACGCCAAAAGCCCCAUGUCCAAGUACUGGAUGCCACUGGUAUGGGCUACAAAUAUCAUUAAUCGGGCACGUAAGGAGGGCCUGAUAGCAUCCGAUCACAUUGUGCAAACAAUACUGAUGGAAUUGUCUGAUAUACGGCGGCGCCUGGGUGGUCUGAUUGGCUAUGAUACAGUGUGCGUGCCGCUUGUGUAUACGCAGGUUGUGACGCUGGUAUUGUACACGUAUUUUAUAGCGGCGCUCGUGGGGCGCCAAAUGUUGCCAAACAUGCCCGAUGCCAAAGAUCCAGACUUGUAUUUUCCGCUCUUCACCGUAUUGCAAUUUGUAUUUUAUGUUGGCUGGCUUAAAGUUGCUGAGGUGUUAAUAAAUCCUUUCGGAGAGGACGAUGAUGAUAUCGAAUUAAACUGGCUUAUCGAUCGGCACAUAAAGGCUGCCUAUAUGAUUGUCGAUGAGAUGCACGAGGAGCAUCCUGAAUUACUGCGCGACCAGUAUUGGGAAUGCGUGGUGCCAAAGGAAUUGCCAUACACCGUCGCCUCAGAGCAUUAUAGGCGUGAAGAGCCCAAAGGUUCAGCAGAAAAUUACAAAGUGAAGAAGGAGGAUGCCAUGUAUGCGAAUAUUGUGCCAGGUGGUGGGAAACGUGGACUCGUCGAUGAUGUUUACGCAGAUUAUGAGAGCGUUGAUACACCUAUGGUGGAGCGGCGCAAAAAUAAUUGGCUUGUACGUCAGCUCUCACGCAUGGGUUCCAUACGUAGCCAAUCCACCGCCUAUUCAUCGAGCGGCAUGGCGUUUAAUCGCAAUCGUCUAAAUUCAGUUUACUCCAGCCCAGAAUCGGGCAUACCAGUCAACAUACUACAGCAACAGCAACAACAGGCGCAGCAGCAGCAGCACGGCCAACCAACGCAAAUGCAAUCGAAGCCAAGUUUUUAUGGCAAAUUUGUAAAUCGCAAAUCGCAACGUGCUCAAAAGCAGCUUAUCAAGCAAAAUUCCAAGCUGAACGGUAUGAAUGCGAACGUUCCCAAAACACGUCCACGCAUCCCCACGCCGGAUGUUACCAAAGAAUCUAGCGAAAAAGAUUUGAAUGCCACGAAAACCGUGAUUAUGGCACCACAAUUGAGCACACAAACUUCCAUGUAUCCGUACACGAGCACCAACAAUCAGGAUGGACCCGUUUUGGGCACACUUUUGUUAUCGCCCAUUAAAGAAAUGGAUAGCUCAUCCUCGAAUAACACUCUGAUUCCAGGGCAUCCGUCGACAACGGCGCUGGCGCAAGCCAUAUUGCCGUCCAAUAUGAAGGAUGUCAACUUUGGCAUUGCCUCACCAACGACGCCAGCCACCACCAACAUUACAACGCUCUCCUUCCCAUUCACAGUUACCACCAGUUCAGCGGAAACAAUGCCCGCUGGCACCCUAAAUAUUAUGCCUAUCGGUACAACGCAAGUGCCGACCAUCACCACCACCGCCAGUGGUUAUGAUGCCAACGAUCUCAUCACCACAAUUCCCGUCUCGUUGGCCAUACAGCGCACCCCAUCGAUGCGCUCCAUCAACGAUUUCAGUGGCAAUGAAAAUAUGGAUGUAACCCACAGUUACAAUGGCAGCAAUGGAUCACCAGGCAAUGCCAAUGCCGGUGGCGGUGGCGGUGAAUUUCUGGCGACUAAUAACGCCAUACUCACUAUUAAGCCACUGAAUGGUGGUGGCAAUAUAUCGCAUAAUAACAGUUUUAGUGCCAACUUAAAUCUAAAUCUACAGGAUUCAUAUAUACUAGAGCGGAAUGCAUCGGUGCGUUCGGCAGGACAACCGGUCAGUGGGGUCAGUGAGGUUGCGCCAACAGCACGUGAAGUAUCAUUGGAGAGUAGAGAAGGAGAGAGUAUGGGCGGAAGUGGGACGUCGGCGCCCUCGACUUUGGCGAAACGCACACCUGAGCCAGCUUCGCCAGGUACGAAGGAGGUGUAUGUGUAGAAGAUGAAUGGAAGAGUGCACGGACGACAGUUUAUGAUUUUUUAUUUAUGGAAAAUAUUUGGAUGAACAUUCAGUUAAAAUCAUAUAUAUUUAUGUAUUUGUAAAUAACUAAAAAUUCUUUCAUAUUAAAUUUAUAUCUGCUAUUUAAAAAACGUGAAUUUUGCCCAAGUCAAAAAAUGCAGGUUUCUUAAAAGAUGCAGGUUUGCUUCGGAAAACGUGAAAAUAUUUAUAAGAAAUUAUAGUUUUUGUAUCUUUAACUCAAUAUAUUUUAAUAAAAUUUCUACCAUUAAGGUCGUGUGUAAUGCAAAAAUAUGUGUAUAUUACGCUCGAAUAAUUUAUACAAAUUUACUAAACUGCGAAGUAUAUAUUCACUUCAUGUCCUUGGUCUUAUUAGCUUUCUAGAAAUCAAUGGCAAUUUCAUUAUUAUAUUAAAAGUAAAAUAGUAAUUUUAAUUAAACACUUAGUAUACCUACAAAUAAAUAUUUGUAAAUAAAUGGAAUCUCGAAAGGAAUCAAAAACCGAAUGUAAUCUUUUGUGAUAUUUAUCAUAUAUGUGCAUGCAUAUAUUUAUGUACAUAUGUAUGUACGUAUAUCCACACACCUAUGCCGUUGUAUAAACAAUAUAUACACACAUGUAUAUGUAUGUAUUUGUCAUGUUAAAAACGCAUACAUUCGCGUUAUGAUUGUUUGUGAAAUUGUUGAUCAACUUGUAUGUUAUUGAUUUUGUUUAGCCAUAUAUUGAAAAACAAGAACAAAACAAAAAUAAAAAAUAGAUAUUAAUGUUGAAAAUAUAAGAAUGUAUAUGUAUGCUAUGUGAGCUAUAUAUUAUUACCAUAUUUAAAUUUUUUAAUUACAAUAAUUACAUAUAACUGAAAAAUAUAUCAAUAAAGAUCGGUUAAAUCAAUUA
Molecule: messenger RNA, 3706 nt
Organism: Anastrepha obliqua
Lineage: Eukaryota; Metazoa; Arthropoda; Insecta; Diptera; Tephritidae
Product: bestrophin-2-like
Exons: 11
Coding region: 308-2800 (830 amino acids)
Molecular function (GO): chloride channel activity
Source: RefSeq, a predicted model, not a curated record